This is a messenger RNA of Racocetra persica, 797 nucleotides long. Lineage: Eukaryota; Fungi; Glomeromycota; Glomeromycetes; Diversisporales; Gigasporaceae. The record is from the annotation of a GenBank genome assembly.
UUGCGCCAAUAAUAUCACAGCCAUAUGAUGAUCUAUAUAAUCUUUUAACCCGAUUUAUGAAACCUAAUAAUGAUUUUAAAGAAAACAAAUUUACUUUCUGUUUUAGUAAAGAUGAAACAAAUUCACAAUAUCAACAUCGAUAUUAUGAUAACCCUGAAUCAACAACUACGCUCGGUAAAUUUAAAGAACGUGUGAAUUUAAUCGACCUAAGUAAAAGAACUGAAAAGUUAUUACACUUUGGAAGUGUCUUUUCAUCAACUAGAAUUGUUAUGCAAUUACCGCAAAGUCAAAAUUUUUGGAAAAAAUUGAAGAGUAAAAUGUUACCAAACAAUCCAACAAUAAUUAAUAUUACCAAUCGAAUUAUUGAUAAAAUUGGAGGAUCAAAUAGGUUUGUUGGAGCACAUGCGAGGUUAGGAGAUGGCUUCUUUUUCGAAAAUCAAAAUAAAAUAGUACAAGGGCUAAUCAAAAAUAUUCAAAGAGAUUUUAAAAAUAUUAAUAAAACAAAUGAUAGAGCUUGUUUACCAACCAAAAUAUUUCUGGCAACAGACGUAAAACGUAAUCACCCAUCCCUUCAACUAUUUUUUCAAACUUUUCCAUGCGUUUAUACAAUAGAUGAUUUUAAUGAUUUAUUAGAACCUUUGAAACAUUUAAAAAAUCCUAAGGAUGGUAUGAUUAUGUAUGAAUUCUUAUUACCCUUGGUAGAUUUGUUAGUAGUGUCAAAAGGUAACAAGUUUUAUCGAACACGCAGAAGUACGUUUUCGACAUAUGCAGAACAAUUACAUAAUAUUAGGUAUUAA